AUGGAUGCUGUCGCAGAAGUUGACGUUCUCUCUUGUGUCUCCUGUUUUCCACCAGGGAAAGGGAACUACUGGACCUUAGAUCCCAACUGUGAGAAGAUGUUUGACAAUGGGAACUUCCGUCGCAAACGCAAGCGGCGCUCUGAGCCCAACGCCCCCGCCACCGCCUCUGCGGCCUCCUCUCUGGGGGGCCUGAAGGCCGAGGAAGAGCGACCCAUCCCAGCCACAGGCAAACCGUGUGGAAACAGCCCACCCCCAGAGCUGGACCCCUCACCCUCUGCCAGGGACCAUCCCAAAAGCUCCUCUCCCUCCAGUAUCAUUUCAUCCACCCCUAGCUGUCUCAGCACCUUCUUCAGCGGCAUGAGCUCCCUGAGCGGCGGAGGCGGCCGGCUGACGGGGGGUCUCAGCAGUGACCUGCACCACAGGAACUUCUCUGCUGGACAGCUGAGCAGUGGCACUUUCACCCCUUCCAGCAGCUCUUCUCAGGAGGUGCCUUCCCCAGACCAGCUGCAGCGGGUCGCGGGACCUUCCCCCGCCUACUACAGCUCCUUCCACCCCAGCAGCAGCAGCCAGGGAGCCCAGUACAACCACUACUACAACUUCACAGUUAACAGCCUCAUCUACACACGGGAUGGGACAGAGGUGUAGGGUGCUGGGGCAGCCAGCCGGCCAGCGCUGCAAAGGGAAUGGGAGUUGGACCGUGCGCUUUUGCAAACAGCAUUUCAACGUGGACACUUCCCAGGAGUUCCUCCAGGAAGACUCAUCUUCUCACCUUUCAAAAUAAGAACACCCCUUAAGCACCAGCAGAAGGCAGAUGCAAAGUUUUCUCCCCAUACAGGAAAACAUUAGGUCAUGUAGAUGGUUUGCCAUCUAAAUUCUGCAGGCGUGAACUGAAUUUCAGAGGUUUCUAAUCCUGAAUGUAGAGCAAGAAGUUAAAAAACCAUAGCCAUAAAGUGGUAUUGGCAAGAGCCAAGUGUAGACAUCCAGUGAGUCUUAGAAGAGAGCAGGAAAAAAAAAAAUGAAGAGAUUUCUUAUGAAGUGCCUUGUACAAUGUAUUAAAAAAAACUCUUCUGCCAGCAAUUGCCUCUGUAAGCCCUUGCUUGUGCCCUGAUCUGCAAUAUGCAGUGCAUGGGGGGAUGCCCUGUGUAAACACCCACCCCAAAACCUCCCCAAACCCACGGAGGGUCUUCCUGUGUCUGGCAUAUUGUACAGCAGGGCUGUGUCCUGUAAAACAAUCUUCUUUCCCCGAGCUUAGUACCAAAGAUAACUCUAGCCAUGCAGCUUUAGCACAAGAAUAAACACUGGGGUAUUUUUAUACAUAUUUGUACGUAAUGUAACUCUUCUGUACAUACGUUUCUAUGUGGUUUUAUAUUUGUAAAUUAUGCUCUGGAGCUGUACUUAUUUAUAAUGUGUUUUAAACUUUGUUAAAGUUUAUUUUACUUUUUUUCCCCCCUUUUUGUUGUUUUAUUU
This is a messenger RNA of Cyanistes caeruleus (blue tit), 1467 nucleotides long. The record is from RefSeq and is a predicted model, not a curated record. NCBI's taxonomy places the organism in Eukaryota, Metazoa, Chordata, Aves, Passeriformes, Paridae.